CUGUGACGUCAUCAUUAUGGAAACGUGUUUCAUGCUUGCAGAGGCCUGCAACUGACACAGGUACGGUCUCUGACCACCUUUUUACAGAAAGUUUGUCAAGACUCACCAACAGCGUCUAUCUCAAAUGUGCACUAAGGGCUUCCUGUUUGGAGAAAAUAGUUUUCUACUGGUUGAACUGAACAGGAAAAGAGAUUCUGAGUUACUUCCUUGUUUGAACUGGAAACACAAACUCUAUUCAAACUCCAUUGACUCCAGACCGAAACAAGAACGUCAAUGAAAUCUCCUCAGAAACUCAAGUUUUUGAAGAAAAUAAUACGAAUAUAUUGAAAAAUAAUAUGAGAUCCUGUCAGCUUCUGUCAUAGAAUGAAGAUAUUGCAGCACGUCAUACCUGAAAAUGAGUCACGUGGGACAAGAAAGUCAGGGGACAGGACUGAGAGAUGUCUUCGACAUAGUGAUCAAAGCACCGCCGAAUCGACUGCUAAGUCUGACAUUCCAGCUAGGUGAGUCUCCGCAAGAUCAUAUCAUACACGCCCUAUGUCUGAUCAUUCUCCAGAAAGAGGAGCGGGCCCUGAACAAACUACAGAUGCUGAAAAACAACUUCCUUGCUCAACUUCUGGCUGAAAAGUGGCAGAUGAGUGCAGGCAAAUUAGAAGAUUUUGCCACUCGUUGUGGUCAUUCGCAAGAGUUUACAGGAGAAUCUUUGGCACUGUUGGCUCGUAUUUUCAAGGUUUUAUCAGAACAGAGGCUUUGUGAUACAAGUCUGAGAAAUCUGGCGUAUAAGAGAGCCCUUUCAAGUGACAAUCAGGAAACAAGCAACUGUGAGUACCUGGAGUACGACAAGUUUAGGGAGGAAGCUAAAGUUGUCUGUGGGCCUCAGUAUGCAGAGUGGUUGAGCUCUUCGAAGAAACCGAUGUCUGACCAGGAUCCCCAUGGCCCCCCGGAUAAAGAAAGUACAACUUUAAAAGUAGACCUGUCUCAAGAUCAGUCCGAGAGAGCUUACAGUCUGCCUAGUCCACUGCAGGCGACCUCUUCAAUGCCCUCAUAUCCCACUCAUCUGGAGAUAAGUUUACCCCCAACAGCCUCAUACAACAGAGUAACCCCAGAAACAUCAGGUGCUUCCGAAAUAAACACCCCUGCCCUCGUUGUUGGUGAAUCUCAAACCUCUCAGCCUGAAUCCAGUGAACCUCCGAUGUUUGGUGCGAAGAAACCCUUAAAGACGGAGGGAGCCGCAGAGGGCGGUGAGUUGGACAGUCUUAUCACUCGCAAAGAGACUCUUCACCAAACCUCCAAACCAACCACUGAACCAACCUUUGCAUUACCCACCACAACCAGCCAUUCUCUACCCAAGAUGCCUGCUCCAAAGGAAGUGCAUGAAAGUGAAGGGGCAGAGGUAGAGGAAGAGCCAAUUUUUUACGCUUUUGUUAUCUUCCACGCAGCUGAAGAUGCAGAUGUGGCUGAAAGCAUGAAGGAAAGGCUGGAAGAGGUCAUUCAUAUUGAGGGUGCAACUUUUUCUGAGGACUUUGCUGUUCCGGGGAAGAGCACUCUGAGGAGUGUGGAAGAUGCUAUCAACAACUCGGCCUACACUGUUCUGCUGCUUACCCGCAACUUUGACCGCAUGCAAAUGAUGGAGGCAGACUCUGCUCUUGUUAACUCCAUAUAUAAGACACACAAAGAUGGCACAGUUAUUCCUCUCCUGCCAAGGGAGAACAGCCUGCCUAAAGAUAGCUUCCCUAUGGUUUUGAAGACAAUAAAUACACUCGACGAGAAUAGGAACUUUGAAAGGAAAGUACGAAGGGUAUUUUCUCCAACGCAAAUUAAAAAACAGAGGGCAAUCUGGAAUACAGAGCAGAAAGUGAAAAUGCAGAUGCAGAGACAGGAGACUCUGAAGAACUUAAAUAGGUACCAAAAGCAAUUAAUUCGUGAGUGUACAAAAGCAGAGCUGCUGCAGAAAGAUAACCUGAGGCUUUUAUUGGAACAGGAACUUCACCUCGGCCCCAGAGGGCCACCAGAACAGCCACAAAUCCACAUUAAUAACGCUAAGUACAUAAUGAUUGGUAAUGACUCUCGAAUGAACGUUGGUUCGGAUGGACAUGCAGACACAGAUGAUUCAAUUAACAGAGAUGAAGACUGCUCCUAAUAUUAAGAUGUGUUAAUGUCAGGGUCUAAAUGUCACUGUGUGCCGUGCUGUGUACAUGUGAGACAGGUCAAAGUCUCCACUCAAUUUGAAUCCUGGUUUUCUAAUAAUCUUUGGAGGAAAUAGACGUUUUCUGGGGUCAAUAUAUUUUGAAAAACUGAGAAAAGAAAAUCAUUUUUUUGUCUGAACACUAACAUAUCAGAGCAUAUUCAGUGACAUCUUAAUGAUUUCAGGAGAGCUGUAAAGAGAGUCUCAUGAACAAAGCAUCAGAGGAAUAUUUAGCAGAGGACUGCCAUCUACUGACCGAAAUGUGAUGUACAAUUCCUGAUCCCAGCAGCUGUAUAUGAUCCUACUGAAGACACCAGGGAGCAGCGUUGUCCUGCGCUCUCUGUUGCCCUUCACAAGAUCUCUGAAGUGUCAACCAAAUGCAUCACUGUUCUGAUAUCUGAAAGCUAAAACAGAUUCAAUAAAAUCUUAAUUUUAAUAUUUUC
Gymnodraco acuticeps is the source of this 2625-nucleotide messenger RNA. RefSeq names its product toll-like receptor adaptor molecule 1 (gene ticam1). NCBI's taxonomy places the organism in Eukaryota, Metazoa, Chordata, Actinopteri, Perciformes, Bathydraconidae. Gene Ontology annotation, molecular function: protein kinase binding. Gene Ontology annotation, biological process: positive regulation of myeloid dendritic cell cytokine production; TRIF-dependent toll-like receptor signaling pathway; positive regulation of canonical NF-kappaB signal transduction. The record is from RefSeq and is a predicted model, not a curated record.